This is a messenger RNA of Blepharisma stoltei, 665 nucleotides long. Lineage: Eukaryota; Ciliophora; Heterotrichea; Heterotrichida; Blepharismidae. The record is from the annotation of a GenBank genome assembly.
AUGCUAUCUAAGCUUCCAAUGCUAAAAAUAAGAGUUAUGCUGACUCCCCCCCCCUUUAAAUUGAAACAAAAUAUAGGUAAAAUUCCUACUUUUUUGGGAAAUUACCCACCCCCCCUUUAAAUUGAAACAAAAUUUUAUUAUAAUAGAAAAUUUUAUAGGUAAAAAAUCAUUAUUUUAUAUGUAAAUACGUUAAUACCCUAUUUAAUAUGCUUCAAACAUAUAAGAUUUAGAAAUUAAACUCUAUUUUGUCCAAUUGUUAUGGGGAGAGUUAGAAGAAUACCAUUUCAGCAAGUUUACACUUUGAGAUUGAGAAAUUUAUGAAUUAAUUUUUCAUGAAAUUAAAAUUAAAAAUCAAACACAGAAUGAACCAUAAAAUUUUAUCUCUGAAAAAAUUUUUAUAUAUAAAUUUUUUUAUAAAAAAAUUUUCUUAACCCCCCUUUAAAUUGAAACAAAAUUUUUUGUUUCAAUUUAAAGGGGGGGAGGGAGUGAAUAAAAGUCAAGUGGAGAAAGCUCCUAUUUGAAAAAAUAUAAGGAUUUAUAAAUAUUUACCUUGGGACAUUCGAUUGAACGGAAGCAAAAUGACUUACAGAAUCAUAGAUUUUUUUUAUCAGCCCAAUUGAUAUAAACUGCAAAAAAUCAAGCAAAAUGAUAAGAAUACGAUAUAA